Messenger RNA from Micropterus salmoides (largemouth bass), 2273 nucleotides. RefSeq names its product protocadherin gamma-B7-like. Bases 340 to 2211 code for a protein of 623 amino acids. Gene Ontology annotation, molecular function: calcium ion binding. The record is from RefSeq and is a predicted model, not a curated record. The transcript has a single exon. Lineage: Eukaryota; Metazoa; Chordata; Actinopteri; Centrarchiformes; Centrarchidae. Gene Ontology annotation, biological process: homophilic cell-cell adhesion. Gene Ontology annotation, cellular component: plasma membrane.
UGCACCAUUAAAGGGCUUGUAAAGUUUGGAUGCUUCCGAUUAUAAAGACCAGACGGUUCGAACCUUGGUACACACGUACAGAUAAUGAUGUUGUUUUACUUAGUCACUGGUUGGUGGUGCUGUUGCCUAAGCAUACUAUUUGUCUAACAGCAGUCUUAUUACAAGUCACCGCCCGUCUUUGAGGGAAACAGGCGAUGGUUGUGGGCAUACUUAAUAAGGCUCCACUGUGGAUGGUGGCAUUGCAUUUAUUUUGACAGAGAACUACAACAUAUAGGUCCAUAUUGUGAGCGAGACCCACGGAUAACUGUGUAAUUCUGGAUCUGAUAUUCAUGGUAAGAAAUGGAUAUGCUAAAGAGCAAAGGGACUUCAUUGGAUUGGAGAGUCUCCAUUUUGCUUUUCUGCGUUGUUGCUGCGGUUAGCGGACAAAUACGUUAUUCUAUACCAGAGGAGAUGAGAAAGGGGCUGUUUGUCGGAGACGUUGCAAAAGACCUGGGCUUGGAUGUUACAAGGUUGGUUUCUGGUCGGGCUAGAGUUGUUAUAGAUGGCGAUAACCAAUAUGUCGCGCUGAACCAGAACAAAGGGCAUAUCGUUGUCAAUGAAAGAAUUGACAGAGAGAAUUUAUGCGCCAAGAAAUCACCGUGUAGCUUUAGUUUAGAAAUUGUCCUCGAAGAUCCACUUGAAUUGUUCUCCAUUACCAUCGAAAUACAGGAUGUAAACGAUCAUGCUCCUGCUUUUCCCAAAAAGGAAAUUAAUUUGGAAAUAAGCGAAUCGACGCCCACGGGGACUGUCUUUUUGCUUGAUAGCGCAGCUGAUCCUGACGUUGGAAUAAACUCACUGCAGAGUUACUCUUUAAAGGAAAAUCAUCAUUUUGUUCUCAAACAACACACUCGAGCAGAUGGGAGUAAAUAUGCUGAAAUGAUGCUUCAGAGUGGUUUGGACCGCGAGAAGCAGAGCGAGCAUACGCUCAUAUUGACGGCUGUUGACGGUGGGGAACCGCGGAGGUCUGGAACAGUAAGGGUUCAUGUAUCUGUUCUCGACGCAAAUGACAACGCACCCGUUUUUACGCAGUCAGUAUACAGAGUGUCUGUCUUAGAAAAUGUUUUGAGAGGCACAGUUAUUGCUGAAGUCAGUGCCGUAGACGCGGACCAAGGUUACAAUGGUAAUGUUACAUAUUCGUUCACCCACUUAGAAGAGGAUUCCUCCUGUCCUUUCGAAAUAAAUUCUUACACGGGAGAGGUUAAACUCACCGCUGCCAUCGAUUACGAGGUUUCUCCAAAUUACGAAAUAAACCUUCAAGCAAAAGAUCCAUGGGGUGUAGUGGGAGCCAGCAAACUGAUAAUUGAGAUAACCGAUGUAAAUGAUAACAGUCCAAUAAUCACAAUGGCUUCAUAUUCGGGUAAAAUAUCAGAGGAUUCUACUCCUGGCACAGUCGUGGCGUUGAUUAGUGUCCAAGAUAAAGAUUCCGGUAAAAAUGGACUGGUUCAUUUAAAUAUAGAUGAAAAUAUCCCGUUCAAGAUUAAAUCGUCUCUCAGAAACUAUUACACAUUGGUCACGGAGCAAAGUCUCGACCGAGAAAAGCGUCCCAAGUACAACAUCACUCUCACUGCCACAGAUGAGGGCUUGCCUCCCUUAUCAAGCAAAAAAACUGUCGUUUUAGACGUUACUGAUGUUAAUGACAACGCACCAGCGUUCAGUCAAAGUGUUUACAGCACUCAGGUAAUAGAGAACAAUUCCCCUGGUGUCACUCUGUUGCAGAUACACGCUACUGAUCCAGAUCAGGGUCAAAAUGCACGCAUAUCAUAUUUUCUUAUUCAGGGUGAUAUUAAUGGUAAUCCAGUCUCCGCAUAUUUCUCUAUUAAUACGGAGAGUGGAGUCAUUCAGUCGUUGCGUUCCCUUGAUUAUGAACAAGUCAAAGAGUACAAAAUACGAGUUAAAGCGCAAGAUGGAGGCUCGCCACCAUUAAGUAGCAACACGACAGUUCUUGUGCGUGUCCAAGACCAGAACGACAACCCCCUCAGGUUCUGUACCCAGUCCAGACUGGUGGCUCUCUGGUGGCUGAAAUGGUGCCUCGUUCAGCAGAUGUGGGCUAUCUGGUCACUAAAGUGGUGGCUGUUGAUGUGGACUCUGGACAGAAUGCCUGGCUCUCCUAUAAACUGCAGAAAGCCACAGACAGGGCGCUGUUUGAAGUGGGCUUACAGAAUGGAGAAAUAAGAACUAUCCGCCAAGUGACUGAUAAAGAUGCUGUGAAACAAAGACUAACUGUUAUAGUGGAG